CAGCCACCGCCCUCUCCAGCCAUGCAGGCGCCGGCGGCGGCGGAGCGCAACAAGGGCCCGAUCCUGGCGGUGCUGCGGGAGUACGCGGGGCCCGGCGCCCACGCGGGACCAGACGUCCUGCGGGUGCUGGAGGUGGGGGCGGGCGCGGGGCUACACGCCGCAUACUUCGCCCAGGCACUGCCGCAGACGCUCUGGCAGCCCUCCGACAUCGACCCCGGGGCGCUGCGCAGCAUCGCUGCCUACGCGGAGGCCAUGCGGGUGCCCAACGUGCUGCCCCCCAUCCUGCUGGAUGUCUCGCAGGGCUGGGAGACGUGGGGGGGCACCCAGCCCGCCACCCUCGACCUCCUCGUCAGCAUCAACAUGAUGCACAUCGCGGAGCUGCGGUGCACCGAGGGCCUGUUCAAGGGUGCUGGGGUGCUGCUGAAGCCCGGAGGCGUGCUCUUCACCUACGGGCCCUACGCCGUGGAUGGCCGGAUCAGCCCCCAGAGCAACGUGGACUUCGACCGCAGCCUGAGGCAGAGCAAUCCCGCCUGGGGCCUUCGGGACACGGCGCUGCUGCGGCAGCUGGCCGAGGCCAACGGGCUGCGCCUGGAGAGGACGGUGGACAUGCCGGCCAACAACAAGAGUCUCAUCUUCCGCAAGCAGUAACCUGCCCCGACGGCACCUCCCGGCACGGCCGCCCCCCCCUCAUUGAUGUCUCCUCGAGGGGUCGCACCGUCCCCGCGCCGGUGCCAGCCAGGGUUGGGGACAGCAGCGAUGGGACGGUGCCCCACUCGCCGCAGCUGGGGCUGGGCUUGGCUGGGGGGUGCCUGUCUCCCCCAGCCCCUUUGGGGCUCCCUUUGUAAUGGGGUGCCCCAGCCCGGCCCAGAGAUGCCACUGCAGCUGCCACAGGCAUGCCACAUAGGCAUGGGGGAGGGCACAGCACCCCUGGGCAUGGGGGGACACUUCUUGCUCUAUGCCAGUUUCCCCGGAGGAUGCUGUGCCAAUGAGGGGGGGACCCGUCCCCCUUCGACCCCCCCACCCUGGGACUGUGCUGCUGCUCCCCCAAAUAAACUCUGGGGCUUUGUUCCCCCCAACCCCAGCAGCUCCUUGAUGCUUUCAGCACUGACAGUGGGGGGGGGGCAUCCCCAAUCCCCCCUCCCAGCACCAAUGGAGGGGUCAGAUACUGUACCGGGAGCACCCAGGGGUGCUGCACUGGGCCCGGGGCUUCAGUGCGGUGGGAAGGUUUUUAUGGGUGGGGAGUCCUGGCUGACCUCCC
Messenger RNA from Grus americana (Whooping crane), 1258 nucleotides. It is a transcript of the gene METTL26, whose product is annotated as methyltransferase like 26. The record is from RefSeq and is a predicted model, not a curated record. Bases 22 to 648 code for a protein of 208 amino acids. The transcript is spliced from 6 exons. NCBI's taxonomy places the organism in Eukaryota, Metazoa, Chordata, Aves, Gruiformes, Gruidae.